Molecule: messenger RNA, 1087 nt
Organism: Chelmon rostratus (copperband butterflyfish)
Lineage: Eukaryota; Metazoa; Chordata; Actinopteri; Chaetodontiformes; Chaetodontidae
Gene: cwc15
Product: CWC15 spliceosome associated protein homolog
Exons: 7
Coding region: 122-853 (243 amino acids)
Biological process (GO): mRNA cis splicing, via spliceosome
Cellular component (GO): catalytic step 2 spliceosome
Molecular function (GO): RNA binding
Source: RefSeq, a predicted model, not a curated record
ACAACCUACCUAGAAUGUAAAAGUGACAUUUAAGUAUUCAUUAUUUGUUCCUUCUGGACAGCUAUGUUCUUUUGGAACGUAGAUCAGCAUUGAAAUUACAUGUUGAGCAGAGCCAUCGAAGAUGACUACAGCUGCAAGACCAACAUUUGAGCCGGCGAGAGGCGGGAGGGGUAAAGGAGAAGGAGGAGGUGAUUUGAGUGCCCUGUCCAAGCAGUAUUCCAGUCGAGAUCUUCCAGGUCACACCAAGAUCAAGUACAGGCAACCCACCCAGGAUGCCCCUGAGGAGGUGCGUGCCCGUGACUUCCGCAGGGAGCUGGAGGAGAGGGAGCGCGUGGCGGCACGUGAAAAGACCAGAGAGAGAGGACCAAGAGAGCACACCACAUCUUCAUCAUCUUCAUCAUCAUCUUCAAAGAGGCCCAGACUGGAUCAGAUCCCAGCAGCCAACCUGGAUGCUGAUGACCCUCUCACUGAUGAUGAUGAGGACGAGGACUCUGAGGAGGACAGUGAUGACGAUGACACUGCAGCUCUUCUGGCAGAACUGGAGAAGAUCAAGAAGGAGCGGGCUGAAGAGCAAGAACGCAAAGAGAGGGAGCAAAAGGCAGAAGAGGAGAGGAUUCGCAUGGAGAAUAUCCUGAGUGGCAAUCCAUUGAUUAAUUUGGCAGGUCAACAGCAACAACAACAACAGAUGAACCAGACUCAGAAUACAUUCAGGGUGAAGAGAAGGUGGGACGACGAUGUUGUGUUCAAGAAUUGCGCCAAAGGAGUGGAUGAAGCACGGAAGGAGAAACGCUUUGUCAAUGACACGCUGCGCUCUGAGUUCCACAAGAAAUUUAUGGAGAAAUAUGUGAAGUAAAGGACUCAGUGUGUCUUCGUUUUAUUGUUUUGUUUUAAAUCUCAUUUCUCUGGUCUCCGCCCUCUGUCCUCAGCUUGGUAGAUGGCAUUCAAAGACAUUCUGUGUUCAAAUGCAUUAGUAUUUGUACAGUAAACACGUAAACUGUUGUAUAUAAAUGAUUUGAUGAGUGACAUCCUUUGAAUAAAGCUUAUGAAAGAAUGAAAUUGUGAAACGAGAUUUACCAUCUGAGUUUUU